Rattus norvegicus (Norway rat) is the source of this 2836-nucleotide messenger RNA. NCBI's taxonomy places the organism in Eukaryota, Metazoa, Chordata, Mammalia, Rodentia, Muridae. The record is from RefSeq and is a predicted model, not a curated record.
UUGACGGGACUUGUAGUUAGAAUCUGCCGUCGCCAGUUGCCGCCUCCGUUGCUAGCCACACCGUCGCGGUUACUAAGGAGUGGGUGGGGAAGGUUGUGGCAAGCGCCACCGUGGAGCGACUCCGAGAUUCCCGUGAGGCUCGCAGGCGUGCACUCCGCCUGACAGAGACCUCGCCUCCGCGGGUUCUUCGGAGGCGGAAACGACGCCGAAGACAGGUAAAGAGACAGGUAAAGAAGCAAAAGCAAAAGGAAGGCAAAGAAUCACUCCCGAAGUCAAAGAUCAGGGAGAUGGUGUCUUCAGGAAUAUACAAAAUGGAUAAUGGGAAACCUUGCCUCAACAACUGCUUUCCAGCCAAAAGUCUCCUUCGGUUGCCGGAAGAAGGCCGAGGACACUGGCUAGUGGCUCGGAAAGGCAGCAUGAAGAAAGGUGUGGCUAAGGCAUCCACCGAAGGUCAGGAAAACCAGAAGAAAGUUUCUUUCGAUACUGGGUUGAAGAAAAUAUCUCGGCGGGAUAGCCAGGCAGAAAUUGGUGGACAUAUCUUGGACCGGUCCUUUCUGCUCAAGCACCACUCUGCCAGAAAGCCAUCAGAACUUUGCACUAUCAACGUGAGUGGCAUGAAGUUCUCCAAGGCAAAGGAAAAGGACUUCAAACACUUUACGUCUGUGAUUUAUAUCAAUGCCUCUGAAAACCUGCUGCCUCUAGAUGUCUUUCACACAUUUCCAACCCUAAAGGAGUUGGAGCUUGCGUUCAAUGGCAUCAAGAUGGUCUAUGUGAAAUAUGGAGACUUCAAGACAUUGGAAUUCUUGGACCUUUCCUUCAACAGCCUGACUGAGGAGGCCAUCUGCGAUCUGGGGAUUCUGCCACAUCUCCGUGUGCUGCUGCUCACGGGCAACGGGCUCACCUCUCUACCACCCAACAUGGCUGUCAAAGAGCAGGAGGCAUCUGUGACAUCAUUGACAAGCAAGAAGUACAUCCUGAGGUUCCCGGCGCUGGAGACCCUGAUGCUGGAUGACAACAAACUGUCCAAUCCCAGCUGCUUUGCCAGUCUGGCUGGGCUCAGGAGACUGAAGAAGUUGAGCCUGGACCAAAACAAGAUUUUCCGGAUCCCAUACCUACAACAGGUUCAGCUCCGUGAUGGGACAGGGGACUGGGUUACAGAGGGGCCAAAUUCCCAGAAAGAGCUGCAGCCCCAGAUGUGGAUAUUUGAGACACCUGACGAGCAGCCAAAUUAUACCGUUCUGCCCAUGAAAAAGGAUGUCGACCGCACAGAGGUUGUGUUCUCUUCUUACCCUGGAUUUUCAACCUCAGAGACAACCAAGGUAUGUUCACUUCCUCCCAUAUUUGAGAUUCUUCCUGUGAAGUCACUAAAAGCAAGGAACCAGACGCUGGCCCCGCCUUUCCCAGAGCUGAGAUACCUUAGCCUGGCCUACAACAAGAUCGCAAAGGAGGAUGCCGUCCUGCCAGCAGCUCUCUUUCCCUCCCUCUGUGAGCUCAUCUUCCAUAACAACCCUUUGGUAGCACACACACGAGGGAUCCCACCACUGCUGAAGAGUUUCCUCCAGGACCGCCUGGGUAUCCGCUUAGUUCGAAAGAAACUGGUAAAGCCUAAGCACCACAUGUUGAUGCCUCGGAAGGAAUCGCGGAAGGUGAAAACCUACAUCCCCAAGGUGUCGAAGCAUUCUCUGGUCCCCCAUCACCUCAGCACGAUCACAGACAAUCGUCCAUCAAGUCUCCUGCCGGAGCCGGAGCUCUCCACUGAAAACACCUCUCACGAGGCACUGUUCACCAACGAGGGCCCAGAAGGCCCUCCUGUAACUCACCGGGCCUUUGUGCCGAUGCCUCCCAUCUGCUCCGACUCCACCGUUCACAGUGAUAUAGUGUCCCACCAGAGCCGGACAGCCGGCCUCAUGAGCCCAGAGCACCCAUCAGAUGACGACGCCAAGAGUACGGAGUCUAUCUUCCUGACCCAGGUGAAUGAGCUGCCAUCCUCCACCGUCCACAGGGACAACUUGGAGGCAGAGGAGAGUCACCAAAGGAGGCCAUCAACAGCACCCAGAGAGACAAAGAGGACUCGGAGGAAGCAGACCGCUACCUCUUUGCACAACAAGUAUGACGGCUAUGAGGAGCUGCUCACAGUCAAGCCUGACCCAGCCUUUGUGGAGCCAAAGGGCAUCCAGAAAAAUGCACAGGCCCUGCAUCGCAUGUUGAAGCAGCCGCUCAUCUGCCGCUCCUCCAAGCCCAGGCUGGACACUUUCCAGAAACCCUACAUUCCCAAAGAGAAGAGGGUUGCGAGGAUACCGAUUCCACCCCCUCGGAAGACCCGAGCGCAGCUGCUGGAUGAUAUCCUCAUUCGCAUGCGAGACCCUCGGAACGUUACUGAGGCUCCACUGGGCGCUGUGUUGCAGCGGCGUGGACAGCAGCGACUAGUGAACCAGAAGCAAUACCGGGAGGCCAAGCGGUUGCUCAAGGAGUUCCGCGCACGCUACCGGCAGCUGGUGCGCAGCUCGCUGCGGACUGUGUUCACCUCCAGCCCGCCGCCCAGGCCGCCCACCCGCCGUGCGCUGAGCGCCGGCCAGCCCAAGUUGGGCCGCUUCCUCGAGUUCAUGGACGAGUUCUGCCAGGAGCCCACGGCCGGCGACUCGAAAGAGUAGAGCUGGGCACCGCCCUCCCCAAGGGCUCUGCGCCCUGGACCGUGCCCAGCCCUGAACAGAAGGGGCUUCGGCUCCAUUUCGCUCCGUGGUCAGCCUGGGGAACACAGCAGGACCUUGCCUCUCAGCCCGGCCAGGCCGCACCUGGUGGCUGGCCCAGCAGCAAUAAAGAGUGGUGUAGAGCAAUA